CAGUAGUCAUGAAACGACAAGCCUGAUGGCAAAGCGACAGAGUUUUGACAAAAACAAAAUCCUCUUCCGAGAUGUUCAUGACCUCACCAUUGAAUAUGGGGAGCUCGCUGCACUAUGCCAUGCGAGGCCCGUGGGUAUAGGACGGGAUGAAGGCCUCGCUGCGUCCGCAGUCCCGUCCUUGCUAGUAUAGCUGUCGGAGGUACGCUCGUCCAUUCGAUCCGUACAUUCGCCUUUUGCAACGAAGUCUGAAGUGUUACUUACCUAUUAACUAGGUGCAGAAAUCCAAGAUGAAAAUCGACUUUUAUUAUAUGCCAGCGAGUGCUCCGUGCAGGAGUGUCCUGCUCACGGCCAAGGCCUUGGGUGUGGAGCUCAACUGCAAGCUCACCAACCUUCUCAAUGGGGAGCACAUGACGCCUAAAUAUAUUGCUAUGAAUCCCCAGCAUACGAUCCCUACCAUGGACGACAACGGGUUCUACCUUUGGGAGAGCCGUGCCAUCAUGACCUACCUGGCGAACAAGUAUGGAAAGAAUGACAGUCUGUACCCGAAGGACCCCAAAGCCCGGGCAAUCGUUGAGCAAAGGCUCUAUUUCGACAUGGGCACUCUCUACCAUCGAUUCGGCGAAUACAUAUACCCAGUGAUGGGGAAAGACGUCACUCUGGAUCCCGAGAAGAAGAAGAAACUGGAAGAGGCCCUGGGCUGGCUGGACGGAUUCAUCCACACGUCCGGCGGGAGUGUCCUGCUCACGGCCAAGGCAUUGGGUGUGGAGCUCAACUGCAAAAUCACCAACCUUCUCAAUGGGGAACACAUGACUCCUGAAUAUAUUGCCAUGAAUCCCCAGCAUACGAUCCCUACCAUGGACGACAACGGGUUCCACCUUUGGGAAAGCCGCGCCAUCAUGACCUACCUGGCGAACAAGUAUGGAAAGAACGACAGUCUGUAUCCGAAGGACCCCAAAGCCCGAGCAAUCGUUGAGCAAAGGUUCUACUUCGACAUGGGCACUCUCUACCAUCGAUUCGGCGAAUACAUCGUAAGCACUCCCAUUAAUAAGAUAUCCCCGGUGAUGGGGAAGGACGUCACUCUGGAUCCCGAGAAGAAGAAGAAACUGGAAGAGGCCCUGGGCUGGCUGGACGGAUUCAUCCAAAAGUCCGGCGGGUACUGUGCCGGCAAGCACGUCACCCUUGCGGAUUUCGCCAUAAUCGCCACCGUUGCUUCGAUUGAGGCGGCGGGUGUGGUGGAGUUGGCCCAGUACAAGCAUCUGUCGGAAUGGUUCGCCAAAUGCAAGGAGGAGAUGAAAGGCUAUGCUGAACUCAAUCACGAUGGAGCCGUCAAAUUUGGCGAUUUUGUUAAGAGCAAGAUCGCUGGCAAAUAAAUCCGUCACCUGCCAUCUCGGGCUCCACUUUUAAAUAUCCUUGUUUAUUGAAGAAUGUAAUAUGAAUUUCCUUGCUUUUCAGUUUUUUUUCAUCCCUGAUAGUUUUACUUUCUCUCGAAAUCAUGUGGCGCCAAAAUUUUCCUAUGGAAUCAAUUUGAAAGUAAAAAAUUCCUGCAGACAACCUUUUUUAUUUUCUGAGAAGUGCAUUUCCUUGACAUUCUGUUCGCCC
This is a messenger RNA of Darwinula stevensoni, 1599 nucleotides long. The record is from the annotation of a GenBank genome assembly. NCBI's taxonomy places the organism in Eukaryota, Metazoa, Arthropoda, Ostracoda, Podocopida, Darwinulidae.